Staurois parvus is the source of this 174-nucleotide messenger RNA. The record is from the annotation of a GenBank genome assembly. NCBI's taxonomy places the organism in Eukaryota, Metazoa, Chordata, Amphibia, Anura, Ranidae.
AUGAAAACUGCAUCCUGGUCAGAUACAGAGCAGAAUCGUCCAGAAACACCAGAGAGAUUUCAGUGCUGGGAACAGGUAUUAAGCAGUCGGAGUUUUUCCUCGGGGCGACAUUACUGGGAAGUGGAUGUCAGUGAGGGAGAAAUUGUGAAGUCGGGAUGUGUUAUCCCAGUAUAG